Suricata suricatta (meerkat) is the source of this 2827-nucleotide messenger RNA. It is a transcript of the gene CDC123, whose product is annotated as cell division cycle 123. Gene Ontology annotation, cellular component: cytoplasm. The coding region runs from base 252 to 1262 and encodes 336 amino acids. The transcript is spliced from 13 exons. The record is from RefSeq and is a predicted model, not a curated record. Lineage: Eukaryota; Metazoa; Chordata; Mammalia; Carnivora; Herpestidae.
CCACACUUCCGGAAUCCCUUUCCCGGGACGCGGUCGCGUCGCGUGUGUUUGUGCGUGCGUGCGGGUACGAGUGGCCGCGAAAAGGACACCCCGCGACUCCCCUCCGCUCCCUUUUCUGCUGCUACCUCCUGGCUGGAUGGACCGGAAGAGUCCUUGAGCCAAAAUUGCUCGGCGGGUACUUCCGGGACGGGAGACCUGGGUUCCGGGAGGGUGCUGGAAGGAGAGGGAGAAGCGGCGGCGGCGGCUGGAGGAUGAAGAAGGAGCAUGUGCUGCACUGUCAGUUCUCCGCGUGGUAUCCCCUGUUCCGAAGCCUUACUAUCAAGAGUGUCAUUCUUCCACUUCCUCAGAAUGUGAAGGAUUAUUUACUCGAUGAUGGAACUCUGGUGGUUUCAGGAAGGGAAGAUCCACCAACAUGUUCUCAGCCGGACAGUGAUGAUGAAGCAGAAGAAAUACAGUGGUCGGAUGACGAGAACACGGCUACGCUUACGGCACCAGAAUUUCCUGAGUUCACCACUAAGGUCCAAGAAGCUAUCAACUCCCUGGGGGGCAGUGUAUUUCCUAAGCUUAACUGGAGUGCCCCAAGGGAUGCGUACUGGAUCGCAAUGAACAGUUCUCUGAAAUGUAAAACCCUCAGCGACAUCUUUCUGUUGUUCAAGAGCUCCGAUUUCAUCACUCGGGACUUCACUCAGCCAUUUAUUCAUUGUACUGAUGACUCUCCAGAUCCUUGUAUAGAAUAUGAGCUUGUUCUUCGAAAAUGGUGUGAAUUAAUUCCUGGGGCUGAGUUCCGAUGUUUUGUCAAGGAAAACAAGCUUAUUGGUGUUUCUCAGAGGGACUAUACGCAAUAUUAUGAUCAUAUUUCUAAACAAAAGGAAGAGAUUUGCAGAUGCAUACAAGACUUUUUCACGAAACACAUACAGUACAAAUUCUUAGACGAAGACUUUGUGUUCGACGUGUAUAGAGACAGUAGGGGGAAGGUAUGGCUGAUUGAUUUUAAUCCAUUUGGUGAAGUCACUGACUCACUGCUGUUUACUUGGGAAGAACUGAUAUCUGGAAGAAACUUAAAAGGUGAUUUUAGUGAAGGAGAAGGCCUGGAGCAGGAUUCUCCGGCUUUCCGUUGUACAAACAGUGAGGUGACGGUUCAGCCCAGCCCCUAUCUGAGCUACCGACUUCCCAAGGACUUUGUAGACCUGUCUACUGGGGAGGAUGCUCACAAACUCAUAGAUUUUCUUAAACUGAAAAGAAAUCAGCAAGAGGAUGACUGAUUAGAGCACCAGAGUGAAGUCCGAGGUAAAGAGGAGACCACCUUGGUGUCAGAAGACUGCUCUGAGCUCACAGCUUCCUGUUACCCCUCUUGGGUCAGGGUGGGAGACAGUGUCAAAUCAAUAGCUUUUUAUAUCCAUGUAUAUUAAGCUGGAAUAAAAAGUGGAGGGACUUUGCUACUUGUAUAAAUAAAUAAUAAAUAGAUCUUCAACAUAGGAAAGCAUACUGUUCUGAUGAUAAAAUACCUUCUGUGAAAUACCUCAUUCUUUUCGCUCAGUCUGUUUAGACUUAUCUAUACUUCUUGUGCUGUUUUUAUACCUAUUGGGCAGAUGGGCGAAUUUAUAUUUGUUAAAUGAGUUCUUGUUAAAUCAUUCUUUUUCACAGAAAAAGGUUGAACCUUAUAUUCCUGUAGAAAAUAUUUUUCCUACUUUGAGAGAAUUUUCAUAUAACUUUUCUAUUGGUUUAUCUUUGGUUUGCGUAUCGCUAAAAUAAUACAGACUUCUCAAACUAUCAAAUAACCUGAAAAUGUCAGUAUAGUACAACUAGUGUAAUAUGUAUUAGUAAAACUAUCACCCGAGUUAGAAUUUGGCCUUUUAAAAAAAUACUGGAAUUUGGGGGAGGUAGGUUCGCAUAGGCCACCAUUUUAGUAAUUAUGCUUCAGUGCUCUAAUUGAUGAUGAGGAUAUCAGUGAUACUGAUUUACUCAGUACUUCAUGCUGAGACACUCUGCCACGUGAUCUUUUUGUGUUGUGUUACAUUGUAGGACAGUUUGAAGGAAGUCAUUCCCAGGGUAUCUAUCUAGUGUGUGUGAAGGAAUAUUUUACUAGUUGGAGGUAUGUUUUUCAACCUAGGAGAGCACCUAUGAAUGUUCCCAUAGGAAGGUAGGGAAAUGGAGCAGAGUUUCUCCUUUCUGUGUGGUUAAGGCAGAUUAUACAAAAUGAAGAAAGAUACCUCUUUUUUGGUUGUCUCAAACUGGCUUUUUGUGUGGUUUCUCAGUUACAGUCACUUGGAUAUUAGUAUUUUAAAUACAAAGAACAAAGAUCAACUUGUGAUCUUAGUACUCAGUAUGUCAUAUGCCAUUUCUGAGGCCAGUUGUUUGAAACUGAGGUGCUUUAAAAUAUUUGUGUUUUUAAAUAAACUGCUCAUGAGAGACUUGACUGUUAACUCCUAGUAGAGGAAUUUAUUAUCAUGAGUUGAUUUAAACUUAGCUCUGGAAGCUGGCUUCCUCAAGGUGGUACUUUACCAGUCCAAAAAGAAAAAAAAAUUGAUGUAUUUUAAUAUCAAUUGAAAAAAAAUUAGACUAUAAAUAAUAAAAAGACUCAAGCAAAAUUUAGCAAAUAUUUUAUAAGAAGUAUAUUUCUUGGUGCAAAACUCAUUACAUUUUUACAUUAAUUUUCCUGAGGUAUUAUUGAGUCCAACUCUCACUUCGCUUUUAAAAAUCGACUUUUUUACAUUGUCCCCUUAGUAUAUUCAAUUUUGGUUGAUUAUCCUGAUGUAAAUAGUAAAUAUAGGAUAAUAUGCAGGAAAUAUUCUCCUACAUUAUUAAAGUAUCAUUUAUGUCUCUUAAA